This is a messenger RNA of Ipomoea nil (Japanese morning glory), 3507 nucleotides long. Its product is annotated as probable alpha,alpha-trehalose-phosphate synthase [UDP-forming] 7. Gene Ontology annotation, cellular component: cytosol. The record is from RefSeq and is a predicted model, not a curated record. The coding region runs from base 232 to 2820 and encodes 862 amino acids. The transcript has 4 exons. Lineage: Eukaryota; Viridiplantae; Streptophyta; Magnoliopsida; Solanales; Convolvulaceae. Gene Ontology annotation, biological process: trehalose biosynthetic process. Gene Ontology annotation, molecular function: catalytic activity.
GAGUUUCAUUUGUUCUACGUACAUGCAUUUUUGAUGCGCCUUAUGGUAUUCACCCGCGAGUGAUCGACUGAUCCCAAGCGAAUCUCAGUGGAAACCCCAUAAUGCAUCCCUAAUUCACAAUGCAGCAUCGAAUAUAGAGUACUGCAGCCAAAAAGCCUGCAUAUUUCUGCUAAUUCAAUUGAAUAUCAGCGAGAGAAUAGUAAUACUGGAGAAGAUAUUGGAGUAGUAUAGAUGAUGAUAAGAUCGUACACGAACCUUUUAGACUUGGCUACAGGGAAUUUCCCUGUAAUGAAGGGGGAGGGGGAGGGGGAGGGGCAUCGGGAAGGUAGACGAUUGGGGGCAAUGUCGGUUCCGAAUGAUGUGUUUAAUUUUGAUGAUCAAGAGCCUCAGAGUGCCAGGUCUGGUAAUCAAUCUUCACUGGGUAGUGAUAGGAUGAUUAUUGUGGCUAAUAUAUUGCCCUUGAAAGCAACAAGAAGUCCUGAUGAUAGAGGAUGGAUCUUUAGUUGGAAUGAGGACUCGGUACUGUUGCGGCUUAAGGAUGGGUUACCGGAAGAUAUGGUGGUGCAAUAUGUUGGGUGUUUAUGUGUUGAUGUUGAGCCAAUUGAUCAGGAUGAUGUUGCUCACUAUCUUCUGGAAAAGUUCAAGUGCAUCCCUACUUUCCUUUCACCUAAGAUUCUGGAGAAGUACUAUGAGGGGUUCUGCAAGAAACAUUUAUGGCCACUUUUUCACUACAUGUUGCCAUUUUCACCUGAGCAUGGAAGCCGCUUUGAUCGUUGUCUGUGGGAAGCUUAUGUUUCUGUCAAUAAGACGUUUUCACAAAAAGUAGUUGAGGUUCUUAAUCCUGAUUAUGAUUUUGUUUGGAUCCAUGAUUACCAUUUGAUGGUGUUGCCCACAUUCUUGAGGAGGCGGUUCAACCGACUAAGAAUGGGAUUUUUCUUUCACAGCACAUUUCCUUCUUCUGAGAUUUACAGGGCACUUCCUGUUAGAGAAGAGAUACUAAAGGCUCUGCUCUGUUCGGACCUCAUCGGCUUCCACAAUUUUGAUUAUGCACGACAUUUCCUCUCUUGUUGCAGCCGGAUGCUAGGUGUAGAGUAUCAGUCAAAAAGGGGUUAUAUAGGUUUGGAGUACUACGGUAGGACUGUAACUAUAAAGAUUAUGCCUGUUGGGAUUCAUAUGGGACAUAUUGAGUCACUGAUGAGACUCUCAGAUAAAGAAAUGAAAUUCAAGGAGCUGAGGGAGCAAUUUGAAGGAAAAACUGUGUUACUUGGAGUUGAUGACAUGGAUAUUUUCAAAGGUAUCAACUUAAAGCUUCUAGCUAUCGAACACAUGCUCAAAGAACAUCCAAAUUGGCAAGGAAAGGCUGUGCUGGUCCAGAUUGCAACUCCUGCAAGAGGAAAAGGGAUUAAUUUGGAACAGAUAGAGAAUGAAAUUCAGGAAAGCUGCAAGAGAAUUAGAAAAGAAUUUGGCAAACCCGGUUAUGAACCUAUUAUUUUUAUUGAUACACCUAUAUCAAGCAGUGAAAAAAUGGCUUAUUAUAGUAUUGCAGAAUGUCUUGUCACUACACCAGUAAGGGAUGGGAUGAACCUGAAACCAUAUGAAUACAUUGUGUGUAGACAGGGUAUACCCAGUGCUGAAGCAGACUCAGAUUUGGGUGGACCCAAGAAGAGCAUGCUAGUAUUAUCAGAAUUUAUUGGGUGUUCUCCUUCACUGAGUGGGGCAAUCCGUGUCAACCCAUGGAACGUUGAAGCUACUGCUGAGGCAAUGAAUGAGGCUCUAUCAAUGGCUGAACCAGAGAAGCAGCUGCGACACGAGAAGCAUUAUCGCUAUGUCAGCACUCAUGAUGUGGCUUAUUGGUCAAGAAGUUUCUUGCAAGAUUUGGAGAAAACAUGUGUUGAUCACUUUACGAAAAGAUGCUAUGGUAUUGGGUUGGGCUUUGGAUUCAGAGUUGUAGCCUUAGAUCCCAACUUCAGAAAGCUUUCAAUAGAGGAGAUUGUGUCAGCUUAUUUUAAGGCUAAGAACAGGGCAAUAUUACUAGACUAUGAUGGAACUGUUAUUCCUCAAAGUUCUAUCAUCAAGUCGCCUAGUGCACAAGUCUUGACCGUUUUAAACAAAAUCUGCAGUGAUAAGAAAAAUACUGUCUUUAUAGUUAGUGGAAGAGGAAGGGACAACUUAAGCAGUUGGUGUUCACCUUGUCAGAAGCUGGGGCUUGCAGCAGAACAUGGUUACUUCAUGAGGUGGUCACAAGAUCAUGAAUGGGAACAGACCAGUCAGAACUCUGAUUUUGGAUGGAUGCAGCUUGCUGAACCUGUCAUGCAAUCCUAUACUGAUGCUACAGAUGGUUCUUGCAUUGAAAAGAAGGAAAGUGCUAUUGUGUGGCAGUAUAGUGAUGCAGACCCUAGUUUUGGUUAUUCUCAGGCCAAGGAGAUGCUUGAUCAUCUAGAGAGUGUUUUAUCACAUGAACCUGUUGCUGUGAAAAGUGGACGGUCCAUUGUAGAACUCAAGCCUCAGGGAGUCAACAAAGGCUUGGUUGCUGAAAAGAUAUUCACAUCUAUGGCAGAAGGAGGGAAACUGGCAGAUUUUGUGCUUUGCAUUGGUGAUGACAGAUCCGAUGAAGAUAUGUUUGAAAUAAUUGGCAGUGCUCUCUCUAGAAAUAUCCUCUCUCAAAAUACAAAGGUUUUUGCCUGCACUGUUGGGCAAAAGCCGAGCAAAGCCAAAUACUAUUUGGAUGAUCCGUCUGAGGUGAUACUCAUGCUUGAAUCUCUAGCUGAAACGAGUGAUACCCCUGCCGAUUCUGACGAAGAAGCUGAUAAUCCAGCUUGAAUGUUUUAGGAAUUUCGUUCCUUGCUUAAUCCAAGCCCCUGUUAAAUAAUAAAUAAUCCAGGUUGGAGGAUAACAUAUUUCUUAAUUCUUAUAGGAAAAUAGAUUUCAGGCUUGAGAAAGGGUAACAUAGCUGUCUUUUCCACUCAUUCUUUCCUCUGCUCUUGGAUCUAUUCAUGGCCGAGAAGGGAGAAGCGAAUUUUUCAUUGAGAGUUUCAAGAGACUUUUAUGGAGAUAUCGACAAGCCAUCAAAUGGAAGGGGCAGUUGAGGACAGAACUGCUACUGAUUGAUAAAACAGAACGUCGAAAGAUUGCUAGCGAGUAGCGAUGCAGAAAUCAUAUGCCAGAAUUAUGCACAGAGGUUCAUAUUUUGCUGCAGCUUUCUAACAUCCUUAUUCCAUGAGGGCUUGGUUCAAUGCCUUGAGAUUUCCAAAGUUUGAAGAAGUUUUCUUGUGAGUAGGAAGUUUAUUAUCUGUAAUUUGGGGUAGGGGAGAGCACCUGCAGCUAUCCAUAGAAGAGGAAAUACCUUCACCUUGUACAUUGAACACUUAGAUAAAUAACCAUUUUAUUAAUGCAAUUUCAUUUGAACCCCUUUUACUUUGCAUAGCAGACAAUUUGGAUCUCUUUCACUCUUCAUGUCUCACAGCAGGUUGAUGAGUCCCACAUCAGUUAUUGAUGAAAAGUUUUAGA